UUUUCUAGGUUGGUAAGUAAGAAGCGCGCUGACGGAUCCGACGGAAAUAGAGUACUGCCGUACAUAAUUGACCUGGGUUCAGCUAAUGGUACAUACUUGAACAACCAGCGCAUAGAGGGACAGAGAUAUUAUGAACUACAGGAGAAGGACGUGUUGAAGUUUGGGUACAGUACACGGGAAUAUGUUCUACUUCAUCAAGAUUCUGGAGUAGAUGAUGAUUAAGAAUUGGACUCAGAUUUCAAGUUUGAGAUUGAAUUCAAUAAUUGUAUCAAGAUUAAGGAUUGGAUUCGUUUAUUGUAUCACGAUUAAAGAUUGGAUUCAUUUAGCUUUAAUUUACGAUACUUGAGUUCAUGAUUAAGAAUUGGAUUCAGAUCUUCGUUUUUUAAGAUUAAAGAUUGGACUCGUUUAUUCUUAAAUCUUGAUUAAUGAUUAAUAUCAUUCAUUCUUUACUCCUAAAUAAAGAUUAAUGAUUGGAUUCGUUCUUGUAACAAGAUUCUUGAAUAGAUGAUAUUUAAGAUUAAGAAUUUGACUCAGAUCUUCGUUUUUCAAAAUUUAAGAUUGAAUUCAUUUAUUUUUAAAUCAAGUUUCUUGAGUGGAUUAUGAAUGGACUCAGAUUUUCUUCUGAUCAUUAAUUCUUAAAUCCAAAAGUAUUAAGUUUUCUGAUCAUGAUUAAAGAUUGGAUUCAUUAAAUUUUCAGAGAAGAUUUAAAUUGAAUUCGUAUAUUCUUCAAUCAAGAUUUGAUUGAUCUUUCUCGAUACAAGAUUUAAUAUUAAAUGUUGUUUUUGUGAAAAAUUCUAGAACAUGGGUCUCCUCUACAAAAUUAGUUUUUCCCCAAGAUUAAAAUAUGGAUUAUCAAGGAUAUUUUAACAUGAAUGUCUGUAAAAUAUCAUGACUCUGAUAGUUGGGAAAUGAUGGUAAAACAUAACUUAAAUGUAAAUUUCCAGACGUUGUAAAAGUGUAUUUUUCAUUGACUUGUUAUUUCAUUUCUCAAGUUACCUGAUGUGCUGAAAUAGAAAUGGUUAUUGUGGAAUAGAAAUUAAUUUGUAAAAGAUGUUUAGUUCUCCAAAUUAUGAAUUAAACAAUUUUUUUUAAACUCUGUUAAAAAUAUUUUCAGAUCCUUGUAGAAGGAUUUAAGUAACAAAAAUGUGAUAGAAACUUAAUUUGUGCCACCAUUCAUCAUUCAUGCAUUCAUCAUUCAUGCAUUCAUUCUCUACUUUCAAGAUUCAUCCUGUAUAGUGUAUAUUCAUCUUCACAGAUAUAUUAAUAACAAAGGUUUUAUUGAUUUUACCACACUUGACGAUUAAUCGAGAAUCUCGCACAAAAAUUUCUCCGUCAACGCCAUCUAUACUCAGCUUUAAAAAUGAAUAUAGUCACCUUUCUGCUGCUGUCAGCUGUUCUAGUCAUGACCGCUGCUAAGGCGGGCCAGCAAACACGACAAAAUCGCAGAGCACCAUUCAAUAGAUCGGAGAAGAGCGGUGGGAAGGCUUCUUUUAUCAGAUCGGAGAUGGGAGGUGGGCGGGGAUCAACCUUGAGAAAUCCUCAAUCUCCGACUUAUGGCACCAAACAAUUUAAACCUGUCUAUACCGCUAGGGUAAGGAAUGAGGCAAAGGAAGGAAAACGACCAAACAUCAUCCUUAUUCUUACAGACGAUCAGGAUGUUGAGUUGGGGUCUCUGCAGUUUAUGCCUAAACUAGCCAAGUAUAUGGGCAAGGCGGGAACAACGUACUCUAAUGGAUUUGUAAGCACUCCUAUGUGCUGUCCUAGCAGGAGUUCUCUGUUGACAGGACUGUAUGUACACAACCAUAAGGUGUACACGAACAAUGAUAACUGUAGCAGUACAUAUUGGGUUGAAAACCACGAACCAAGAUCAUUCGGAGCAUACCUUCAGGAUGCUGGGUACUCCACUGGGUACUUUGGAAAGUACCUAAACAAGUACCAUGGUACCCGGGUACCCACUGGCUGGGGAGAAUGGCACGGUCUUGUUAGAAACUCGAGAUUCUACAACUACUCACUUAACGUUAACGGCCAAAUUCAUCAUCAUGGGUUUGAUUAUGAGAGAGAUUAUCUUCCGGACGUUAUUACAAACAGGAGUUUGAACUUCCUUCGAUGGAGUAAGGCUAUGGAUCCAAAUACACCUCUUCUGACAGUUCUUUCCUAUCCAGGACCUCAUGGACCGGAGGACUCUGCACCUCAAUACCAGCACCUGUUCUUCAACGUGACAACCCACCACACCCCGGCCUACGACUUUGCGCCCAACCCUGACAAGCAGUGGAUCCUCAGGCAUACAGAGAAGAUGCAACCUAUACAUAAGCAUUUUACUGACAUGUUGAUGACGAAACGUCUGCAAACCCUGCAGUCCGUGGACGAUGCCGUUGAGAGAAUCGUCACUGUGUUGGACGAAUUGGAUGAGUUAGACAACACCUUCAUCUUCUACACCUCGGACCAUGGAUAUCAUUUAGGACAGUACGGACUGGUGAAAGGAAAAGCUUUUCCUUUCGAUGUUGACACCAAGGUUCCCUUCCUUGUCCGAGGUCCUGGUGUUCCUAGCGGACUAGUUCUACAGGAACCUGUUCUCAAUAUAGAUCUCGCUCCAACGUUCCUGGAUAUUGCGGGAUUACAGAAACCCCCGCAUAUGGAUGGUAAGAGUAUAUUAUCUACCCUAUUUGAACCUGCACCUGGAGCACCUAAACCUGAACCCUGGCGCUCAGCAAUCCUUCUCGAGAGAGGGAAAAUGACUUUCCAGCGAUACGCCAAGGUUUCACAAUCAAGCAAUGAUGUGCUAGAUUCAGAAUUUCAGGAUUUGUUGACCAGUGAAGAAUUGACCAGACAAGAACGAUUAAAGAUUGAAUGCAAGAAACCUAGAUACAAGGCCCCAUGUACACCCCACCAGAAACUGUACUGCAAGGAGAAAUCUGACGGUGAUUUCAAAAUAAAACGUUGCAGAAUGGGCAUAGCGGAGAGGUUUGGUUUGGCCGAGAGGAAAAGUAGCUGUCAUUGUAAUCCGGGAGAUGUUUACGGCUGGAAAUAUUCAAAACUAGAUGCUGAUGAAAAAAAGAUGCAAAAAAGAUUUCUACGCCAGCAUGUUCCAAAAUCCAGAAAACUAAAUCAAAAGUUUCUCAAGACUCUUCCUAGAUACGCAGUUGGACAAAGUAGAACAGCUAGAGGUGCUGAUGAUCUACAUUUCGAUCAUAUUUUUGAGGAUGUUGCUCACGAUGAACUAGAAGAGGUUGAUGGACUUGUAGAAGAUAUUGCUGAAGAAAUCAGAGAUCUUCAUAAUCUGAACGGAACAGAUGACAGCCUAGGCGGAUGUAAGCUAGACAGAGAGAACGUUGUCUGCUCAAACGACAUUGUCAGCGAUAAAAAGACCUGGGCGAUUAGUCGGAACACCGUUAAACAGCAAAUCCAGCGUCUACGGGCUCAGUUGAAUGAACUCAAGCAAAUCAGAAAAUAUCUUAGGAUUAGACGUCCUGAAACCAGUAGCCGUGGACGCGUUCUCCCCCUGGACCUCCGAGCCUACAAUAUUGAGGCUGUUCCAGAGGAUGCCUGGGAUAACUCGGAGAUAUGCGUGUGCGAGCACAAGACCAAGAAGGAACUGGAUCGUCAGCUGAUCAGGGAGGAGAGGAUGCGGACCCGGGAGCAGAUAAAAUUGGAGAAAAUGCGUCGGAAGGAAAGAAGAAGAUUAAAGAUGGAGAAGAAGGAAAGAAAGAAGAACUCUGCAAAGAAGAAUGAUCAUUGCAAACAAGAUCUGAAAAUGAAUUGUUUCUCCCAUGAUAAUGAUCACUGGAGGACUGCUCCUCUCUGGACUGAGGGAAGUUUCUGUGCCUGUACUAACAGUAAUAAUAAUACUUACUGGUGUGUGAGGAAUAUAAAUACCACGCACAACUACCUGUACUGUGAGUAUGUGACCGGCAUGGUGACCUACUUUGACCUCCAGGUUGACCCUCACCAGCUCAGGAACGUUCUGCACACUUUGACCGACCUAGAGGUCAACUACAUGCACUCACAGGUAAUUUAUCUGCGCGAGUACAGUGCCGAGAAUGAUUAUAUGGUUGAGUUGGAAGAUAGAAGAAUGGCUACGAUGGAAGAUAGAAGAAUAGAGCAGAAGGAAGGAAGAAGAAUGGAGAAGGAGAAUAAGAUGAAGAAAAGGAUGAGAGUUGGAGGGAUGUUAGAGGGGAGGAGAAGGGAAGGAAGGAAAGAGAUAAUGGCUGCAAGAUUAAAAAUGAGGAGACAUGGACGGCCUGGACAUGGCUCUGAAACCAGUUCCUCUGCCUUUUAGGCAAAUUACAGGCUGAAAGGCAGU
Molecule: messenger RNA, 4300 nt
Organism: Eurytemora carolleeae
Lineage: Eukaryota; Metazoa; Arthropoda; Copepoda; Calanoida; Temoridae
Gene: Sulf1
Product: putative extracellular sulfatase Sulf-1 homolog
Exons: 32
Coding region: 1361-4276 (971 amino acids)
Molecular function (GO): N-acetylglucosamine-6-sulfatase activity; glycosaminoglycan binding
Source: RefSeq, a predicted model, not a curated record